GCGGCGUUCUGCGGUUGCCGCCGGCUCGUCCUCCCCGAAAGCCCGCCCCCUCUCGCCGGUCGCCGUCACCCGGGAUACAGACUGCGACGGCCAGCCGAUCCGAAGCGGGUUUCAUGGCAGCUGCGAAGAAAGCUGUUUUGGGGCCUUUGGUGGGCGCGGUGGACCAAGGCACUAGCUCGACGCGAUUUUUGGUUUUCAAUUCAAAAACAGCCGAACUACUUAGUCAUCAUCAAGUAGAAAUAAAACAAGAGUUUCCAAAGGAAGGAUGGGUAGAACAAGAUCCUAAGGAAAUUCUUCAAUCUGUCUAUGAAUGCAUAGAGAAAACGUGUGAGAAACUUGGACAACUCAAUAUUGACAUUUCCAACAUAAAAGCGAUUGGUGUGAGUAACCAGAGGGAAACCACUGUAGUCUGGGACAAAGUGACCGGAGAGCCUCUCUACAAUGCUGUGGCCGCUCCAGUUUCUCCUGGCCCUUCAGUUCCAGCUGCCGUUGUUCCCUCUGGCUCUUCGGUUCCAGCUCCUGGCCCUUCCUCAGUGUGGCUUGAUCUCAGAACACAAUCUACUGUUGAAAGCCUUAGUAAAAGGAUUCCAGGAAAUAAUAACUUUGUUAAGUCCAAGACAGGCCUUCCACUUAGCACUUACUUCAGUGCUGUGAAACUUCGCUGGCUCCUUGACAAUGUGGAAACCAUUCAGAAGGCUGUGCAAGAAGAUAGAGCACUUUUUGGGACAAUAGAUUCCUGGCUUAUUUGGUGUUUGACAGGAGGAGUGAAGGGAGGUGUCCAUUGUACGGAUGUAACAAAUGCAAGUAGGACUAUGCUUUUCAACAUACAUUCUUUGGAAUGGGACAAAGAACUCUGCGAAUUUUUUGGAGUUCCAUUAAAAAUUCUCCCAAAUGUCCGGAGUUCUUCUGAGAUCUAUGGCUUAAUGAAAGCUGGAGCCUUGGAAGGUGUGCCGAUAUCUGGGUGUUUGGGGGACCAGUCUGCUGCAUUGGUGGGACAGAUGUGUUUCCAGGAUGGACAGGCCAAAAAUACGUAUGGAACUGGCUGUUUCUUACUAUGUAAUACCGGACGUAAGUGUAUAUUUUCAGAACAUGGCCUCCUAACUACAGUGGCUUACAAGCUUGGAAGAGACAAGCCAGUAUAUUAUGCAUUGGAAGGAUCUGUUGCCAUAGCGGGUGCUGUUAUUCGUUGGUUAAGAGACAAUCUAGGAAUUAUAAAUACCUCAGAGGAAAUUGAAAAACUUGCUAAAGAAGUAGGUACUUCUUAUGGCUGCUACUUUGUCCCAGCAUUUUCAGGGCUAUAUGCACCUUAUUGGGAACCCAGUGCAAGAGGGAUCAUCUGUGGGCUUACUCAGUUUACCAAUAAGUGCCAUGUUGCUUUUGCUGCUUUAGAAGCUGUUUGCUUCCAAACCCGAGAGAUUUUGGAUGCCAUGAACCGUGACUGUGGAAUUCCACUCAGUCAUUUGCAGGUAGAUGGAGGAAUGACCAACAACAAAAUUCUUAUGCAACUACAAGCAGAUAUUCUGUAUAUUCCAGUAGUGAAGCCCUCCAUGCCUGAAACCACUGCCCUAGGAGCUGCCAUGGCUGCAGGUGCCGCAGAAGGAGUAGGCGUGUGGAGUCUUGAUCCUGAAGAUUUGUCGGCAGUUACUGUGGAACGCUUCGAACCCCAGAUCAAUGCUGAGGAAAGUGAAAUCCGUUAUUCUACCUGGAAGAAAGCUGUGAUGAAAUCAAUGGGAUGGGUUACGACUCAGUCUCCAGCAAGUGGUGACCCUAGUAUCUUCUGUAGUCUUCCCCUGGGCUUUUUUAUAGUGAGUAGCAUGGUAAUGUUAAUCGGAGCAAGGUACAUCUCAGGUCAGUUGCUCUUUAAAUCAGACAAUUUUAUUAGUUAGCAUUGAUGUAUUUUGUGUAUAACUCAGCAGAUACUUUUUUAGGAUGUUUUGUUCUGCCUGUGUUUAAGCACAUGAAAAAUCAAUGUGAGGUCUAAUUAGACCAUCUUUGGAAGCAAUCAGAAUUAAGCACUGCGACUACUUAACCCUUUUCGGUUUUAAGUAGAUGGCAAUUUCAUUGCUGGGCUACAUUUGCUGGCCUGUCAGAUUUGGCAAAGUCAAAGUACUAAUGAAAAGGAUAUUUGGAAGUUGAAAAUUAAAGUAUAAUUUUUCUCAUUCAAUUGGCUUCAGUAAACAUUUUUUUUCAUAUCUAUGAAAAUUUGCUAAGCAAUUCUACACAUACAUUGCAAU
This is a messenger RNA of Suncus etruscus (white-toothed pygmy shrew), 2234 nucleotides long. RefSeq names its product glycerol kinase (gene GK). The record is from RefSeq and is a predicted model, not a curated record. Gene Ontology annotation, cellular component: mitochondrion. NCBI's taxonomy places the organism in Eukaryota, Metazoa, Chordata, Mammalia, Eulipotyphla, Soricidae. Gene Ontology annotation, biological process: glycerol-3-phosphate biosynthetic process; triglyceride metabolic process; glycerol metabolic process. The coding region runs from base 114 to 1886 and encodes 590 amino acids. The transcript has 20 exons. Gene Ontology annotation, molecular function: glycerol kinase activity.